This is a messenger RNA of Tripterygium wilfordii, 4564 nucleotides long. Its product is annotated as transcription factor bHLH63-like. Gene Ontology annotation, cellular component: nucleus. Gene Ontology annotation, molecular function: DNA-binding transcription factor activity; protein dimerization activity. Gene Ontology annotation, biological process: regulation of DNA-templated transcription. NCBI's taxonomy places the organism in Eukaryota, Viridiplantae, Streptophyta, Magnoliopsida, Celastrales, Celastraceae. The transcript is spliced from 10 exons. Bases 3533 to 4393 code for a protein of 286 amino acids. The record is from RefSeq and is a predicted model, not a curated record.
CCCGCCAUUCCACCAGCAGCCAACACUUCCCAAAAAUUUAAAUCAAAUCCCGAUUUGGUUUUCAAUUACAGUCUUCUUUUUCAGUUUCUUUGAUUUCCAGUGUCAUUCAUCUCCUUCUUCGAAAAUUCGCUUGCCCUAAUUUGCUUUCGAGGCGUGCGUACGUAUCUCAUUUGAUCACAAAUUUCUUCGGGAGGGUUUCGGAGCUCCACAUCCGUCUUCACGCUUGACUUUGUGGCACGCAAUACUGGAAAUCUGGAAUCUAUCAGAUACGAAGAAGCUAAUCUGCCAGCCGACCAAGUUGGUUGGUACAUUUGCAAGUGGAAUUCUGUCAUAUCCUUUUUCCCCAGAUCAAAUAUGCAAGGAAGCAGGUAUUGCGUAGAAUUUCUAUACAAAAGCCUUUGCUGUCUCCUCCCCAUGUUCUUUUUUUUUUUUAUCAUUGUUAUAUGGUUCGGGAAAUGUAGGAUGAAUCAUGCUGAGUGCCUAAUGUUCUUUUAAUUUUUUUUACUUAUAUGCCUGCAGUUAGUGCAAGCCUGCAAGGUCAUUCUAUUCGUCCUCUAUAAAAUUAGUUGAACAAUGGUUACACUUUUCCAUCAUUCUGCUUUUAUAUUUUUGAUAGGGUAUGGUUUAGUCACUAAUGACACAUGUUUGACACCAAUAAUUGCUAAAGGAAUUUCAUAGCUAGUAGGCUUUUGGAGAAGUGGAAUGGGGAUUCAAGCAAAUCAUUGGUUGAGAGAGACUUAUGAAAAUGUGAAAAGCAUAUGUGAUUCUGUAUCCAAAGUGGUCCUUAAGGUACAUCUUCCUGCUGAUAUUUGGAAUCCUUCUCUCUUCAAAUCCUCAUCUCUAAAAGUAAUGCCCACAGAUUCCUCCUCUUUUUUCUUUUUUUUUUACUUUUAUUUUAAAAAAAAAAAAAACUUUUGUGGAGGGUGCUCGUGGACCUCUUUGCUACUUGCUAGUCAAUGUCAUGUGGAGUACUUGCUACCAGGUUUUCAGAGUUAGAUUUCUAGUAGCUCUAGUAAAACUAAGGGUUUAUACUUUAUACUAUAUAGUCAGCUUACCAGAGAAAUACGUCAUUCCCAGAGUGGAAGAAAUGAACUAUGUACACAUAUCAGCCAGCUUUUACAUUGAGAACCACUUAUAGAAGGAAUCUUUUUAAAAAAGAGAGGAAAAAAAAUGGAAAGUGGAAACCACAAGUAUCUAUUCCCCGAUUCUAAAUGCGAGGGCUAGAAGGAUCUCAGUGAUAUGGUUCCCUAAAGAUGAGCAUAUUGAUGUAUGAUGUCCAUUAUACAUAUUAAUUGGUUUUGUAGGCCGGUGUAUCAUAGAUUUCACUUGUGGGCUGGACAGAGUCCUGAUCCUUUGUCGUGUAAGCUUAAAAGCGCAAGGAACUGUUAAAAAUAUCUCUGAGGUGACAAUAGUUUUGUGGCUUGAAUUUGAUGGAUAAGAUAUCACAUAAUUGUCAUGAUGUGAGUUAGGGAUAUGUUUUGUCAUGGAACCAAAAUAGUCGGAAGCUAGGACAACUAGCUGUUUCAUGUUUAGUCACUGACUCCAUAAUGACAUUAGUCAUGGAUGUAUCUGCAAGAGUGCUUUGGUUUGAAUUGAUCAUAAACAAGUCUGGUUUCUUUCUUAUAGCCUGCAUGAGAAAGCAAUAAUUUUUUUGCUGGCAGAAUAGUUGUAUACACAUACAUGAAUAUCAUUGCUUGCGCAACUUUGGAUUCUAGCUCAGCCAGACCACGAUUGGCCAAAUAUGGCACAGCCCACUCCGACUACUUCUCUAAGAAAAUGUGAUAUGCAUGGGCUUAUUCUGAAGUUGAUGAUUUAUCAAUUUAAGAUGGGCUAGGAAGCAACCCAAAAAAUGCACGAGGGAGUGCGUUCUGCAAGCAAUCCACAACUAACUAGUUGAAUUUGCAAUCAUCCUGUGGAGUCACUAUGGGUAGUCGAUUCUUGACUAAGGUGAAUCUUUUAUUAUUAAAGUCAUCAUGGCCUUGGUUAUAGUACUAGAUUCCUUGUUCCAAAUGCCAAUUCUCGUGAACUAGUUGGAUUCUUAGCCUCUACCCCCACGUUAGUCAAUGCUCAAUACUGUGUUGACUUCACAUUCUCAUCAUAUUUCAUUUUUUCUUAGCAGUCAUUUCUCAUCAUAUACUAGUAUCACCGGUAGGUUGUUUCGCCUUCCGAUCAGAAGACAGCUUUGGAUCGAUUUCUAAAGAAGUAUCAAAUAAGACUUCUGUAGAAUAUAUCAUAACAAAAUUGUGUGCAUGUUCCUGUUUUCCAACAUUAAGUUAUGAUUAUUGCAGUAUAAAAUUACAAGCUAAAAUCACAAAGAAAAAAUUAAUUUUCUGUAAUGCUAGGUUAAAGCUGCUAUACUUACACGAGUAUAAUGCAUUGAAUUUCACAUUUUUUCAUUCAUCUUCUAUAAUUGUUAUUUCGCCGUUUACAUCAUUAUGAUUUCCUGUCAUUGUCAUCUGUAUGCUUAAACUGAUUGCUUGAACAUGCACAUUGAACAGCUGUUCUGUUAAAAUCCUCGUACACAAGGGGGUGUGAAAUAUGUGAUAAUUGAUGGGUCUGUAAAUGCAAUUAGAAGGGUCCAUCUAUAUUGGGUCUAGCUCCACGUUUUCCAUCGAUGCGUUACCAAUGAUAUGAUACUGAUUUAUGUUUCAUGCGUCGCAAUCUCUUUUGAAAGUCUUCUUUGACAAUGAGGAGACUAGGGUUUCUAUUGCUGAAUCUGAUGAAUGUGUUGCUUCUACUGCUGAAAUAUUUGAGAUUUGAAGUUGUGAGGAUCAAGAGCAUGCAGUGUCCUUUCUUCUUUCAUUGUGCUCAGAACAGGUUCAAUAUUGUUACACGGUCAUGGAUAAAGGUGUUAUCCCUGCACUAGUUGAUCUAUCAUUUAAUGGAACUGAGAAGGUAAGGGCUAGCGCAAUUGAACUGCUCCAAAAAUUAAGAGAUAUCAAAUAUGAUGCUGAGGAAGACUGCAAAUCUGCAAUGGUUCUGACUUUGAUGCCUCUCGAGAUGUCAAUUACAAUUCCACGGAAAAGAAAUCAUCUUCCAAGGCUUCGGGUUUUUUUGGGAUGAAAUUAGCUGUGUUCUUAAAGUCCAUUUCUGUUGCUUCCAAAAGAGACAUGAAAGCUUAGAUCUUCCUCAUUUCAUGGGCACUUCUUGACCUAGAGUUCAUUAUACUGGUCCUUUGUGAAUAACCAAAUAUGUGAUUUUUACCAGAUUGAUCAGCCCUCAUGUGGAACCAGAAGAGCGAGAUAAGAGUGGUAGGUAAGCGAGUGGUUUUCAGCUCCUAAGCAAAUUGGAGACAAAAGCAUAUGAAGUGGGUGGUGAAUCAUAAGAUCCUCCCAAAAUUUGCCAAACUCAUGGUCUCCUACCUUUCAAUCACUUAUCUUCAUCCCCAUCAUUUAAUGGAUGUCUCUGCUUGUUUUAUCCAAAUAAAUCUAAACUCUGGAAAGACUGGAAAGAGGAGGUACUGGGGCCCUUAGAUCUACACACUAUAUCUUCCUCCAUCAAAGAGCAAUUGUUUUUGAGUGCCCAAGAAAGCAUGGACAGUGUGGAGAUGGCUCUGCUUGAGAGACAACAAGGGUUGCUUCAGCUUCAGAACUUCAUGUUGCAGAACCAGUCAGUGCAUCAAGAGAUGUUCGAUUGGCCCAAAUUUAGUGAUAAAGAAUUAGAUUUGAACUUACUGGAGAAGAAAAUAAUGCUGAACCAGGAGAGAGAUGGGAUGAAAAAGAGGAAAACAGAGUUUGUUAUACCAAAAGAAGCUGAUGAAAAAAGAGUUAAAGAAGUGAAAUUGGGUAGCAACGAAAACUCACCAAAUACUUCAAAGGAAGAAUCCAAGACUUCGAAAGCUGAAAAAGCAGGUUACAUUCAUGUCAGGGCACGUCGCGGACAGGCUACUGACAGUCAUAGCUUAGCAGAAAGAGCUAGAAGGGAAAAGAUUAGUAACAAAAUGAAGUGUUUGCAAGAAUUAGUCCCUGGUUGCAACAAGGUUAUUGGAAAGACUGGAAUGCUUGAUGAAAUCAUCAAUUAUGUUCAAUCUCUUCAAAGACAAGUUGAGUUUUUGUCAAUGAAAUUGGCUGCUUUAAGUACAAGGACGGAGUUCAGCAUUGAUUACUUCUUCCCAAAAGAGUUUCCUGCUCACAUCGCGGAUUUUCCAGCAGCCACUACGUUGUUAGAGGUAGCCAAUAAUCCCUGCUUUCAGCUUAGUUUGAUGAACCAACAAACUGCGAAAACUCAAUUGGAUGUACAGAAUAGUCUUCUUCAAACUGCGCCCGAAAAUUCUAACAGCUCUUGUUUGUCUACCCCUGAAUUAUGUCCCGACUCGUCCUGCUUCCCUCAACAUGAAGCUCUUCCAACUUGGAAUACUGAUUUGCACAGCAUUUACAAUGUUCGAUUCCAUUGAAAGGAAUCAUGUCUCACUUCCAUGACAUCAACUAUGACAUUCUAAGGAUCAUAUUCUAAGGAUUGUUACUUCAAAAUUUCAAUUUUUCACACAUACCAUGUAUCUUUGUCUGAACGUAUACAGAGACUGUUAUUGGCUUAUUGCUAUACUAUGGUUCCUAAAUUUCUGUUG